Molecule: messenger RNA, 990 nt
Organism: Fusarium oxysporum Fo47
Lineage: Eukaryota; Fungi; Ascomycota; Sordariomycetes; Hypocreales; Nectriaceae
Product: Alpha/Beta hydrolase protein
Exons: 1
Coding region: 1-990 (329 amino acids)
Molecular function (GO): hydrolase activity
Source: RefSeq, a predicted model, not a curated record
AUGGCGCCUCAAUUCAACCCCAAUGAUUUCUCCCGCUUUGUCAACUUUGACAUCUUCGAGACUGUCUACAAAGUUGUCCGGAGCCACGAGAUUGCCUGCCACGUCCUCGUCCCAAAGGCGUUAGUAGAACAAGCUCGAGAUACACCGACCAGCCCAAGGCCUAUAAUAUUCCGAAUCCAUGGCGGCGGCUUCAUUUCUGGCUCGAGUCUGUUCCCAGAUUUCUUCUCGCCCUGGCAUCUUCAGCUUGCGUCGCGUCACGAAGCCGUAAUCGUGAGGUGCGACUAUAGACUAGCACCUGAGGCCACAAUUGAUGAAAUCAUUGCCGACAUCGAUGACUUCCUGACCUGGACCCGCACUAAGCUCCCGGAAUUCAUCAGCGGCAAAGCGAAGAUUCAAGUGGAUACCACACGCAUCCUGUCGGCUGGAGACAGCGCAGGCGGUUACCUCAGCCUCAUUACCGGCCUGAAUCAUGCCUCUGAUGUUCGAGCUGUGACAGCAUCCUACCCCUUGGUUGACGCCAAAAGCCACCACUUCACUGAAGCUUAUGAAAAGCCAAUGUUUAGGUUCCCCCAAAUGCCGGCUAGCCUAAUAGAUGAGCACAAGGCUAAGCUGAAGAAAGGGGAAAUUCCUUCCAUCAUCUCGGCAGACCCCCAGGUCCAACGUGCCGCGUUGAUGUUCAGCUAUAUCCAGAACGGCAAGGUUGAAGAGCUCAUUCCCCUCAACCGGAGAGAUCUUUCCAUUCUGGACAAAAUUGAAGAUGGUGCCAGAUUUCCCCCAGGCGGCGUGUUUGUCUGGCAUGGCAAAGAAGAUAGCGUUGUGCCGGUGGAAGGCAGCAUCAAGCUAGCUGACAAGAUCAAGGAGCUGAACCCAGAUCUUACCUUUACGCUUGCUGUAUGUGAGGGUGAUCAUGGUUUCGACGCAACCUCGUCGAUUGAUGAGCCAUGGUUUUCUGAAGGGCUGAAGCCUUUGGUCUCUGCUUGGCUGGCGUAG